AUGUCGAAGCUGAUCGUGGUCGUUGGAGCCACCGGCACCCAAGGCGGCUCAGUCGUCAACGCCUUUCUCAACGAACCAGGCUACAGAAUUCGAGGGAUCACUCGCAACCCCAACAGUGACAGGGCAAAGACCCUUGCAGCUCAAGGCGUGGAAGUCGGAAUUGCGGACCUAAACGACGAAGCCAGCCUCGUUGCCGCCUUCAAGGGAGCACACGUGGUAUACGCCGUCACCGAUUUCUUCGAACCUUUUAUGAAGUCUGGCGUGGAAGAGGCGAAAAAGAUCGAAUACAGACAGGCCAUCAAUCUGGUCGAGGCUGCUAAGCAGAUUCCGACCUUAGAGCAGUACGUCUGGAGCACUUUACCCAACUGCGGCACCGUGUCUGGGGGGAGAUUCCAUGUCCCGUUCUUCGACGUCAAGUCCACGGUGGACAAUUACAUUCGAAAAGACGAAAGGUUCUUGGCCAAGACGGUAUUCUUCUACCUGGGGUUCUUUUCUUCGAACAUGUUCUAUCCCGUUUACAUCCCGAUUCAUGUGAAAACCACGCAAAAAUAUAUCCAACUGCUCCCCGCUACUGCAGACACCCAGAUUGCAUCACUCGGAGACGCAGCAGUGAACACCGGAAUCUUUAUCCGAGGGAUCAUCAAGAACCCCCCGAGGGAAGGAGGCUCGUAUGUUCUGGCUCGAGUGGAGUCCCACACGCUCGCGGAACAUCUCUCGAUUUGGGGUGCUGCGACAGGACUAGCAAAGGAAAAGCAAUCAACAGAAGUGGUUCCGGUUUCUCUCGACAGCUACCGCAGUAUCUGGCCCGGGUAUGGAGAUCUCUUGGGAGAGAUGAUGGCCUUUUGGUCCGACGCCGGCGACAGGGCCUGGACUACGCCAUUGGGGAAGCCACCCAUUGACGGACUUGUCUUAUUGAGCGAAGCCGAUAAGAGGUCUCUGCUUGGCACGUUCGAUUCUUUCAAGGCGGAAGCUGUGAAGUUUCGUGAUGCGGUUUAG
Aspergillus ochraceoroseus IBT 24754 is the source of this 996-nucleotide messenger RNA. Its product is annotated as NmrA/HSCARG family protein. The record is from RefSeq and is a predicted model, not a curated record. The transcript has 2 exons. NCBI's taxonomy places the organism in Eukaryota, Fungi, Ascomycota, Eurotiomycetes, Eurotiales, Aspergillaceae. The coding region runs from base 1 to 996 and encodes 331 amino acids.